This is a messenger RNA of Saxophila tyrrhenica, 777 nucleotides long. Its product is annotated as Glutathione S-transferase 2. Bases 1 to 777 code for a protein of 258 amino acids. The transcript is spliced from 7 exons. The record is from RefSeq and is a predicted model, not a curated record. Lineage: Eukaryota; Fungi; Ascomycota; Dothideomycetes; Mycosphaerellales; Extremaceae.
AUGUCCUCAUCCGACCUCCACCUCUAUACUACACAGACGCCUAAUGGGAUCAAGAUCUCCAUCACCCUGGAGGAACUUGGACUGCCGUAUAAAACAACCAAGAUAGAGUUCUCGAAGAACACUCAGAAGGAGCCGUGGUUUCUCGAGAUCAAUCCUAAUGGACGUAUUCCGGCGCUGACCGAUACGUUCGAAGAUGGCAAGACGAUAAGAUUGUUCGAGAGCGGGGGGAUUAUGCAGUAUCUUGUUCAGAGAUAUGACAAGGACCACAAGAUCUCCUACCCAGCUGGAACCAGGGAAGCUAUCGAGAUGACCAACUGGCUCUUCUUCAUGAACGCCGGCGUCGGGCCCAUGCAAGGGCAGGCCAACCACUUCACUCGCUACGCCCCGGAGCAGAUCGAGUAUGGCAUCAACCGGUACCAGAAUGAGACGAGGAGGCUGUAUGGGGUGUUGGAUAAGCAUUUGAAGGAUGCAGGGACAGAGUAUUUGGUGGGGGAUAAGUGUACGAUUGCUGAUAUUGCGCAUUGGGGCUGGAUCUCUGCUGGUGGAUGGGCUGGUAUCAACAUCGACGACUUCCCAACGCUCAAGCAAUGGGAAGACCGUAUGUGGGCAAGGCCAGCGGUACAGAAGGGUGCCAAUGUGCCUGAUCCGUACAAGAUGAAGGAACUUCUCGCCGACAAGGAGGCCAUGGAGAAGCAUGCCGCAAAGAGUCGUGAGUGGGUGCAGCAGGGCAUGCGCGAGGAGGCUGAGAAGAAUAAGGCGAGGGCCGGUGGGAAGUGA